UUGAAUCAUUUUAUAAUGCUUUAAAGCAGUUUUCAGAUAACCUUGAUGGGACAAGAAACUAUGAUGAGUUUUUUGAGAAGGUUAAUAAUUUCAUUUCUGAACAGAGAAUAACAACAGAUAUAAAAUAUAAUGAGCUUGUGCAUGUGCUUGAGAAAUAUAAGGAAUUAAUUAUGAGUAUCUUUGACACAGAUUCAACGAUGAAUUCAUCACCAUGGUCAAUCCCCAUGAGACAAUUGAAGGAAUCUGUGCAAGAUGAGCUGCAAUGGUACAGGACUCUUAAUAACUUCAUCAGUGGACUAUCAAGCUAUAAGAUACAAAGGAACAAGACAGAGAUUCACUCGAAACUUUUCCACGACGGUUCUAUAUUGACAGAUGAGUUGAUGGAUCUAUUUGUGGACGUCACUGGAGCAACAAAUUUGAACCAAUUCAUUGACGCACGAGGAAACAUCAGAAAAACGCUGGAGCUUGAAAGUGUGACAAAUACAUUACUGAAACCAAGUAAUAUCACUUGUGAUGAAGAUGGGAGACUCUUAGUUGAAGGAUUUCAAAUUUGUCUUGCAGAAAUAAAUUCAAAACAUUUGAUUGAAUCCCACUGUAACAACAUCACUGUGAAAGAAGUUGCUCUCCUAGCUGUUGAUGCAGUUUACUUGGAUGAGGACACGGUGGAUAUCUUCAGAGGAGUGGAUAUGUUUGUGGUGGCACCUAAAUGGGAAGUGAUUGGACAAAGGAGGAUAGUGCUGAGUGGUCAGAACGGAGGAGCUCACCAUUCUGGUGACGUCGAUAAUGGCACAGAUGGGAGACCAGGUCUGCCAGGGGGUAAUAGCACAGAUGGGAGACCAGGUCUGCCAGGGGGUAAUGGCACAGAUGGGAGACCAGGUCUGCCAGGGGGUAAUGGAGGCAACUUUUUUGGAAUUGGUUUGCAGUUUGUGAAUGGCAAAAAUCUGCUGAUUGAGUCGAAUGGUGGGAGAGGGGGGCAGGGAACAGAUGGAGCAAAAGGAAUGAGAGGUCCGGCGGGAAGAGAUGCAGCUGAAAAAUUGAAAUCGGGACUCUACAGUCAAAGUUAUAAGUUUGAUAGAGGAGUAGAAACAUCAAAUAUCAAUAAAUGCCUGGCUCCAAAUGCUGUUGAAAGGAUUUUCAGAUUAUAUCCUCAAUCUACUAAGCAACCCAACAAGUGUGAGAAUGUUGAUGCAGGAGUCAGAGUGAUCAUAGAAGAAGGUGACUGUGGUGGUGAAGGGGGAGCUGGAGGUUUUGGCGGAGAAGCAGGAAUCGGAGGCUACCCGGGAGACCAAAAGCUGAUUCAGUUGGGAGACUCAUCUGAAAUUCAAAUGCAAAAUCAAAAUGGAAGGUCUGGUACUCGUGGCAAGAAGGGAAAAACUGGAGAGCGAGGGAUGGAUGGCAUUGGGAUGAUUUGUGUUCAAGUAACACGGGUCGGUCAUAGUAGAUCGUACAUGAAGUGUGAAUCAACAAACACUACAUCAUCAGCAUGCAACUCUUGUGAUAAUCCGGUUGAGUCCCAGUACACAACAACAGGUAUGGAGAAACCAGCGCCCAAGAAAUCUCCUGAUUUCUCCAACUAUUUACUUGACUACACAGUUCUGUUAGAAUCGCAUUCAAAUCACACAAUUUUCAACCAAAUUAUAACGAGUUUUAGAGAAGCCAUUCAAAGGAAAUACUCGUAUCCUUUGAACCACUUAGGAUCAUUGUUCUUUGAGGAGACAACACAGCAGGAAACCUUUGAACAAUCCGAUCGUUUUGAUUGAGUUGAAUACAUCGAUAAUUUCAAUGUGAUAAGUCGCUA
Molecule: messenger RNA, 1798 nt
Organism: Nilaparvata lugens (brown planthopper)
Lineage: Eukaryota; Metazoa; Arthropoda; Insecta; Hemiptera; Delphacidae
Exons: 2
Coding region: 171-1760 (529 amino acids)
Source: RefSeq, a predicted model, not a curated record